Callorhinus ursinus (northern fur seal) is the source of this 689-nucleotide messenger RNA. Its product is annotated as olfactory receptor 7A17-like. The record is from RefSeq and is a predicted model, not a curated record. Gene Ontology annotation, biological process: G protein-coupled receptor signaling pathway. Lineage: Eukaryota; Metazoa; Chordata; Mammalia; Carnivora; Otariidae. Gene Ontology annotation, molecular function: olfactory receptor activity; G protein-coupled receptor activity. Gene Ontology annotation, cellular component: membrane.
GCAACACCACCACAUGGAAGCAGACAAUGACACAGGAAUUUCAGAGUUUCUUCUUCUGGGAUUAUCAGAGGAACCAGAAUUACAGCCCAUCAUAUUUAGGUUUUUCCUCUGCAUGUACCUAAUAACUGUGCUGGGGAACCUGCUCAUCAUCCUGGCCGUCAGCUCAGACACCCAUCUCCACACCCCCAUGUACUUCUUCCUCGCCACCCUGUCCUUUGCAGAUAUCUGCUUCACCUCCACCACCAUCCCCAAGAUGCUGUGGAACAUCCAGACUCAGAGCCAAGUCAUCACCUAUGCUGGCUGCCUCACACAGAUGUACUUUUUCUUAAUCUUUGGAGGCUGGGAUGACUUUCUCCUGACUGUGAUGGCCUAUGACCGCUUCGUGGCCAUCUGUCACCCCUUGCACUACACGGUCAUCAUGAACCCUCGGCUCUGUGGACUGCUGGUUCUGGUGUCCUGGGUCAUCAGUGUUCUCAAUUCCUUGUUACAGAGUUUAAUGGUGUUGCGGCUUUCCUUCCGUGCAAAGGUGGAUAUCCCCCAUUUUUUCUGUGAAUUCAAUCAAGUAGUUGGGCAGGCCUGUUCCGACACCUUCGUUAAUGAUAUGGUUAUGUAUUUCGGAAUUGUGCUGCUUGGUGGCGCUCCCCUGGCUGGGAUUCUUUAUUCCUACUCGAAGAUUGUUUCCUCCAUAC